Chelmon rostratus (copperband butterflyfish) is the source of this 1191-nucleotide messenger RNA. It is a transcript of the gene thoc3, whose product is annotated as THO complex 3. The record is from RefSeq and is a predicted model, not a curated record. Gene Ontology annotation, biological process: mRNA export from nucleus. Lineage: Eukaryota; Metazoa; Chordata; Actinopteri; Chaetodontiformes; Chaetodontidae. The coding region runs from base 1 to 969 and encodes 322 amino acids. The transcript is spliced from 6 exons. Gene Ontology annotation, cellular component: THO complex part of transcription export complex. Gene Ontology annotation, molecular function: protein binding.
AUGGCGUCGCAGUACUACCAAGAGAUGCAAGAGAGCUUCAAAAAUAACAACAAAAGUCGAGAAUUCCCAGCUCACACAGCAAAAGUUCACUCGGUGGCGUGGAGCUGUGACGGCAGGAGACUGGCCUCCGGCUCUUUUGAUAAAACAGCCAGCGUUUUCGUCCUCGAAAAGGACCGUUUGGUGAAGGAAAACAACUACAGAGGUCAUGGAGACAGUGUGGAUCAGCUCUGCUGGCAUCCAACCAACCCAGAUCUGUUUGUCACAGCAUCAGGAGACAAGACCAUUCGCAUCUGGGACGUCCGCACCACCAAAUGCAUCGCCACCGUCAAUACGAAAGGAGAGAACAUUAACAUCUGCUGGAGCCCUGAUGGUCAGACCAUCGCUGUCGGGAACAAAGACGAUGUGGUGACCUUCAUCGAUGCCAAGACACAUCGCUCCAAGGCGGAGGAGCAGUUCAAGUUCGAAGUGAACGAGAUCUCCUGGAACAAUGACAACGACAUGUUCUUCCUCACGAACGGCAACGGCUGCAUCAACAUUCUGAGUUAUCCGGAGCUGAAGCCCAUCCAGUCCAUCAACGCUCACCCGUCCAACUGCAUCUGUAUCAAGUUUGACCCUACGGGGAAAUACUUCGCCACAGGAAGUGCCGACGCCCUCGUCAGCCUGUGGAACGUGGAGGAACUGGUGUGUGUUCGCUGCUUCUCCAGGCUUGACUGGCCUGUGAGGACACUGAGCUUUAGCCAUGAUGGAAAGAUGUUGGCCUCAGCCUCCGAGGAUCACUUCAUAGACAUCGCAGAGGUGGAAACGGGAGAGAAGCUGUGGGAGGUGCAGUGUGAUUCUCCAACCUUUACCGUGGCCUGGCACCCCAAGAGGCCGCUGCUGGCCUACGCCUGCGACGACAAGGAGGGCAAAUACGACAACAACCGGGAGGCGGGUACUGUCAAACUGUUUGGCCUUCCCAACGACUCCUGAGACAGAUGAGCUGAAUUCACUCACUCGUCUCAGAUGCUGCUUUGAAAUUUGGCUGCAAGUUGUGACAGUAACCUUUUGCCACCAGCAGAUGGCGCAGCUGUUCUAAGUUUCGUAUAAAGCUUCAUUCCCUGUAUUGACACGCCGAUAAACUCCCAGUGCUGUAAUAUAUUGUUUUUAUGUAAAAUAUACAUUGUUUUUGAUAUUAAAAUCGGUCUCUUUAUA